Molecule: messenger RNA, 1023 nt
Organism: Ceutorhynchus assimilis (cabbage seed weevil)
Lineage: Eukaryota; Metazoa; Arthropoda; Insecta; Coleoptera; Curculionidae
Source: the annotation of a GenBank genome assembly
AUGGCGAAAUUCGUGGUGUUCUCCAAACGUGUGGAUCCACUCGAAGCGAGAUUGAGAGUGUUCUGUAUAACGCAUGACAACGAAGACAAGACGCUGGAGCAUCAAGAUCACUUUACUGAAGUUGCGGAAAGGCGGGACGUGGAAGUUCUACAAGGAAAAUCUCAGUUUAUAGAGUUCGCUGGCAAUUUGGUGCUGGUAACGAAAAGUGACGAUCACGAGUUUCCGCUUAGGGUUCUCAGAGAGAACCGACUACCCUUUUCGGAUUUAGUUGAUCGGUUUGAAGCGCAUUGCAAACCAAAAACAAACCUAACAGUUGAAAGACACAAUUUUUCAACAAGACGUCAGAAUCCUGAUGAAUCAAUCGACAAAUCUAUGACAGCACUCAAAAACCUGAGCUUCAAAUGUGAACUAGAUAAACUGCGAGAAAGCCUUGUCAGGGAUAUUUUUGUUGUUGGUUUAGGUGCCAAUAAUCGAAUAAUAAAGGAAAGAUUUUUACAAGAGGAUAAUCUAGAUUUAGACAGGGCCAUUAAAAUUGCCAAAAGCAUUGAAAUAAACUCAUAUUCAAGUCCAGGACAUGGAUAUGGUCAAAAUCAUAAUGAAGAGUCGUUCCAAAACCAAUGGGUCAGAGGUAACAAUUACUCAUCACAACAGCAUAAGAUGUUAUAUGCAAUAAUUCUCAGCGUAAAGGACAUUUUGCCAAGUAUUGUUUCAAGAAAAAAUAUAAGAUAUGUUAAUGUAGAAAAUGCUAACAAUCAAAACCAUGGCCAAGACAAUGAUAAUGAUAUGUUUGUGGUAAGAGUAAUAAAUAAAGACAGUCAGUGUCAAAAUUCUAAGAAAGCAUGGAUGUUAGAUUUAAAAAUUAAUAAUUCACUUUUAAAAUGUUAUUUAGAUACAGGUGCAGAAGCCAAUGUAAUGUCUUUUGAAAAAUUUAAAAAAAUAAAUAUUAAUGAAGAUAUUGUUCCUACCAAUGUAAAGCUAACGUCAUUUUCAGCCAAUGCAAUACCAAUUGCAAUGCAAUAUUAA